This is a messenger RNA of Sporothrix schenckii 1099-18, 897 nucleotides long. RefSeq lists its product as uncharacterized. The transcript is spliced from 5 exons. The coding region runs from base 1 to 897 and encodes 298 amino acids. The record is from RefSeq and is a predicted model, not a curated record. NCBI's taxonomy places the organism in Eukaryota, Fungi, Ascomycota, Sordariomycetes, Ophiostomatales, Ophiostomataceae.
AUGUCGCGCACCGCUUUCCUCGUUGGCGCCAACCGUGGCAUCGGCCUCGAGCUGGCCCGCACCCUGGCCGUAAACAACUGGACUGUGUUCGCCUCGGUGCGGCCCGAGACCCGGGCGGCCCAGGAUCCGUCCAUCGCAGAGGUUGAUAACGAGCCUGUGUCCUCCUCAUCUCUGUGCCAUUGCAUCCGGCAUCUUGAGAUCGAUCUUCUGAACGAGAGCACCAUACAAGCGGCUGCCCAGAAGUUUGGUGAUCGACCUCUUGAUGUUCUCAUCAACCUUGCCGGUAUGGACAGCAACGUGCGACGGAUGGUCGUCUUUUUGUGUUUUAUUUUGCUGUUCUGGUAUCCUGCUAAUCCUUGGUGGCGAGCCUUAGGCAUCGGGCCGGAGCCUGACAACUGGUACGAGCAUACCGCCGAGAUUUUGAUGGACAAGUAUGCCACCAACACGGUUGGGCCUUUCUUGGUGUGCAAGCACUUUCACCCCAACGUGAAACUGGCCAAGGGGAUCAUCAUCAACAUCUCAUCCCUCGCCGCAUCCAUUGGCUGCGUUGACGUCCUUGGCAUCGGCUGCCGGCAUGAGACCCAGGGCAUGGGCAAUGUUGUAGAAGCCCUGAUCGAUCUUGGUCGGAUCAUCGGCCGCCACCCAGAACACGGCAUCAAACUGGGCGUCUCGCGAAAAGGCAUAGUGUAUGGCGAUCUGCGUCUUGCCAAUGCCGCCAAAACCACUGAGCGAGAAGGAAUGAAAGCCGCCCCCGUCCGCCGAGAGCAGCUCUCGGUCAAUUUGCGCAAGGAUGUCGGUGCGGCCAACAAAUUUGUUGUUUGGUUUGACCGCGCUUCGCAUGUAGCAGGGCAUCUUGGGUAUGCUGAUGACGUUUUCGAAACUCGACGAACGAUAUGA